Molecule: messenger RNA, 2304 nt
Organism: Medioppia subpectinata
Lineage: Eukaryota; Metazoa; Arthropoda; Arachnida; Sarcoptiformes; Oppiidae
Source: the annotation of a GenBank genome assembly
AUGUUAAUUUCUAAUCACAAUCACCAGCGGGUCGGCGGACACACAUCCACGAGGAGUGGACCACAACAGUGUUCGCGAUCGUGUCUGCGGUCAUCACUACCAUUAGCCCCAUUACCCAUUGUGCUAUCAUUGUUCAUCGUAAUGAGCCAGGUGCUUUUAGUGUGUGUGGACGCACAGGGAGUGCUUAUGCCCAAACGGAUAGUGCAGCAAAUCAGCGAGAAGAUUAAGUUACCCCACUAUUCGCAGCUCGAAUUGGACGAGGCAUUCAAUCUCGGUAAGAGCCGAGUGGUCGAAAAGUUGCGCCACGAGUCGGAUCUGGUGCGCGACGGUAUGACCACUGAUAUGAACAAAAUCACGGCCACGAGUCGUCACCAGGCGGUCACCACAACCGGCGAUCGGGGCAACCAAUACGACCACAUGCAGCACGUGUUCGAGGAGACGAGCAAAAUAUUGCUCAAGAAUAUUACUCACGGUAUGACCGAUCAGAUGGACUUCGCCGAGUCGGCGAUGGCUCUGUCGGCCAUACCGUUGACGGCGUCGUCGAUCGCCCGCCAGGCGGUCCACCGGUGCCAAGAGGAGCAGUUCGUUCACUGCCGACCCUCGCGUUACCGGACGGCCGACGGCUCGUGCAAUAAUCUCCAUCACCCGACUUGGGGCAAGUCGUUCAGCUGUUUCGUGCGGCUAAUAGCGCCCGAUUACGCCGACGGCCAAUCGGCGCCCCGCAUAUCGGUCACCGGCCAUCCGUUGCCCAACCCUCGCAUAUUGUCGGCGGUGGUCCACCGGGACCUAAACUACCCGGCCACCUACACGCACAUGGUCAUGCAGUAUGGUCAGUUCUUCGCCCACGACAUCGCAUUCACGCCCAGCUCGCGCACCAAAGACGGCAAAAUGAUUCAGUGCUGUCCGUUGGAGGCCAACAGUCACCCCCAGUGUUACCCCAUUCUCGUCCCAAUGGACGACCCCUUCUACUCGAAAUGGGAGGAGAAUUGUCUCAACUUUGUCCGCACGGCUAUGUGUCCGCAGUGCCGACUCGGCCCACGGGAACAGAUGAAUCAGAUCACCGCAUAUAUCGAUGGCUCCCAACUGUACGGCUCGAUGCAAAACGAGACCGAAUCUCUGUGGACUAAGACCGGUCCGGCCGGCCGUAUGCACGUAUCGCUGGCCAGAAAUGGUGGCGAACUGUUGCCCCACUCGCCUGAGCCCGACAGCGACCAGUGCUCUAAACCCGAAGAUCAACAGUUUUGCUUCAAAGCUGGCGACAAGAGGGCUAACCAACACCCGGCGCUCACAUCACUCCACGUCCUUUGGCUCCGACAACACAACCGAGUGGUCAAUGAGCUCAAGAAUGUGAACCCGCACUGGAAUGGAGAGCUCCUCUACGAAGAGGCUAAACGGAUAAUAGUGGCGCAGAUGUCGCACGUGGUGUACGCGGAAUGGCUGCCGCUGGUCGUGGGUCCGGACGCCAUGAAGUUCCUGAAGCUCAGCGUAUUGGCCGACGGCUACACGGAGUACGACCCGCACGUGAACGCCGGCAUCAUCAACGAGUUCGCCGGCGCCGCCUUCCGGUUCGGCCACUCUCUAGUCAACAGUGUUUUCGCCGAAAUACUGCCCAAUGGGAAGACGUCCGGCUAUCGGCUCCGGGAGUUCUUCUUCAACCCGUUCGGCUUCUACGAGGGACAGCUCGACUCUGUACUGCGCGGUCUCAUCAGUCAAGCCGCCCAGAAUCGGGACCCGUUUGUCAAUUCAGACAUGAAGAACCACUUGUAUCGACCCAAAGACAAUCCAUACGGUCUGGAUUUGCCCGCCUUUAACAUACAGCGGGCCAGAGAUCACGGCAUUCGCGGUUACACCAGUUAUUUGAAGUUCUGCUUCGACGAGAAGAUCUCCCACUGGAACCAAUUGGACCAAUACAUGCCUACCUCCCAGAGAAUGCGCUUCCAGAACCUAUACAAAUCGGUCCACGAUUUGGAUCUAUUCUCCGCCGGUUUGGCAGAGUAUCCAUUGCCGGGAGCGGCGGUCGGCCCGACAUUCACCUGUAUUAUUGGUAUACAGUUUUAUAAUCUUAAAUACGGCGACAGAUUCUGGUUUGAACACAAGAACCAAAUCGGAUCAUUCACUCCAGGUCAAUUACAUGAGAUCAAGAAGAUUACUUUAGCCAAAUUGAUUUGUGCCAAUGGGGACGACAUCCAGUUUGUCCAGAAGAAUGUUUUCAGGGGAGAGUCGGCCCGUAAUCCAGUGGUUGACUGCAAGAGUUUGGGCGACACAAUGCUGGGCGCGUGGAGAACUGCCGCCGGAGCAGGUUAA